AUAUAACCUUUCAACUUUGAUUGUAAUAUACAUUAUAAAUGAAAAACACAGUAUUUACAUACAUAUUGAGUUAAACAUCAGGGCGCUGCGGUAAAAAUGACAACGAAAAAACAUUUGGUGCUGCUAUUAAUGUCCUUAUCCUUCUUGGUGACUGUUAAAGGGGAUGUGUAUUGUGAGAUAAAAGAAAGCUUCGCCCAUUACCCUAAAUUAGAUAUAAUUUGCAAAAAUAUCAGCAUCGAACAGAACGAAGUAAUUAACGUGAAAGGUCAAGUUCAAAAUAAAAUUGACAAAAUUCAGUUAAUCUCAGUUUCUGCCGAAGUACAAAGCAGUACGUUGCAAAAUUUCCCUGAAGCUCAGCAACUGCUAAUAUUAGACAGCACUAUAAAAAGUUUUUCACUGCAAUCGAGUAUUACCACUUUGAAUGUAUCCAACUCCAUCCUUCCAACAAUCACCAGUGAAGCGUUGAAGGGGAAAGAUCUAUUGUCUGUCAAUUUUAUGUCCAACUAUGGCUUAGAAUUUGAGAAAGGCGCCUUUAAACACUUGAAUGCUCUGAGGGAAUUAACAAUUGUUAAUCAAACUAUACCUAGAAUACAAAGACAUCUAUUCACAGGAUUAGUAAACCUAAGAUAUUUGUGUCUAAUUGGAAAUAACAUCGAAGAAAUAGAUGAUGACGCUUUUCUGGACCUUUCUAGUCUGGAACGGUUAUUCUUAGACGUCAAUCCGAUAAAGACAUUUAGUGCAAAUUUGCGCGGAUUGACAAAUCUUGAACGGCUGUCAUUAAGCAACACAAAUUUGAAGAGGUUAAAUUUCGAUGUUCUGGAGCCUGUAAAGUCGUUGACUUCGAUUGGUUUACCGAGGCAAUUAUUGAAAACUAUAAAUGUCACCGAUCUGGUGACCAGUAUACCCGAUUUGCGAAUGGUUGGUAUAGAUUCUAUGGAACUACAAUGUCCAGAUGUUAUAUCUUUUAUGGGUGAACUGAAGAAAAAGGAAGUAAGGGUGAUGCCAGUUAAAAUAGAGGACAUAUGGUACCAUUAUCCGGACAUUGAUAAGCCAUCAGUGUGCUCAUAGUUUUUUCUACUUGUAUAAAGUUAUGAUAAAUGAUUUUUGGCUUUUACUUUUCUGCACCGUGGUGCGAUAUUCGUGUUGCAUUUGUCUUAGUUUUAAAGUGUCUGAUAAUUAAAUUUCGGAAAUAUAUUUGCCUGUCAAUAAUUAAUUGUAGAUUCUGAAAAUAAAACAUCAGUUGGGUAAGUAGUAACUUUUUCCU
This is a messenger RNA of Anoplophora glabripennis (Asian longhorned beetle), 1264 nucleotides long. Its product is annotated as P-granule-associated novel protein 1-like. The transcript has 2 exons. The coding region runs from base 97 to 1068 and encodes 323 amino acids. Lineage: Eukaryota; Metazoa; Arthropoda; Insecta; Coleoptera; Cerambycidae. The record is from RefSeq and is a predicted model, not a curated record. Gene Ontology annotation, molecular function: protein binding.